GUUGAAAUCAUUGUAACUCCUCCCAGCUUCUUUGAGGAUGUAUCUAUAAACUUAAAUAAUUUUCCACAAGCAUCACAAUACUUCAUUACAGAUCAAGGAAUCUUCACUAGAAAACUAAGCUUAAAGAGAAGUUCAUGGCAUCAGCAAGUGGCUUUCCGGCAAGUUUUUAUGGAGAACCGGGUGUGCUUGGGCUCCUGGCCAAUGGCAUCAGUGCUUUCCUUGUCCUACUGCAGAAUUUCCAUGGGGCCAGGACUGGCGUUCUUGCAGAGGGAGUCGAAAACAUAUUAGCAGGCGUUCAUCUUAUUCUAAUUGGUGGAGUGUGUCAGCUUGUGGCAGGCUUGCUAUCUUUCCGAAAAUAUGACCAUCUUAGUGGGGCGUCAUUUGUAGGGUACGCAGCACUGUGGGCAAGCUAUGGGGCCACCAGAAUUUUCCUAGGUGCCAGCCAACAAAGUCCAAACCUAUUCAAUGAAUCUACCAUGAUAAAUAGCACAUUUCAAGAUGUUUUCACAGACACUAUCAUCAAUAAAACUGACAUGUUCAUCAAGGAGUCUGCCAUAGCUGGCCUGGUGCCUUACAUCCUUCUUUCCUUUCUACUGGCCUUCUGUUCAGCAACCGUAAACUACAUCAUGCCAUUUGUAUUUGGGGCCAUCACCCUCACACUGGUAUUUGAGGCUGUAGGUCUGGUAGCAAGCUGGGGUUUAGUGGUCUCUGGGGUACUAGAGCUCCUAAUUCUGCUCUUUGCAAUAUAUGGCUCAUCUGCACUGCUAAUCAAGGGACUGGCCCAACGCUAUGUGCUAAAGGGUUUCUGAAACCCUCUCUUCAACGUGCUGCUCCUUGGAACCACCAAUGCCAGUAGCUCCCAAAGCUUGGGCCAAGAGAAGAAGAAGAACACGAAAUAUGCUGAACCAAUGGCCUUGGGAUUCUUCUGUGACACAGUCUCACCAUUUAUCUUUGCCUUCUACGCCUUUAAGUACUUCCCGUCACUCUCAGUAGCUGCCAUCUGGAUAACCAUCAAUUCUGCUGCUCAGCUUCUGUCUAGCUAUUAUGCGUACCUGCGUCAAGACUGCUACCAUGCAACCAAGUUUGGCCUGCACUGCAUGUUUUGGUUGGUGAAGACCUGGGAAGAGCAUGUGGUGUCUGUAACCAUCAGCCGGGCCGAAGCUGGUGAAGUAAGGCACGCCAUGGUUGGCAACUGGUUUUUUGUAUCUGCUGCCUUGGUGCUCUGCAUCGCAAGUCUUAACAAAGACACUCUUGAGCUAAUUCACAACUCGAUUUUUGUCCUGGUAACCAUAUCGACCAUCUCCCAGAUUCCCAUUGAGAGGUACUACAUCUUUUUUGGAGUGACCUGCUCCCUUUUCACUCUCCUGUCCUACUAUGGCACUUUUGCUCGUCUCAUCAACACCAUUGCAGAGAAGUCUUUGAUCCCAGUUGGACCCCAGCCUGUCUCCUCUGAAUCCCUGCAGAAAUAUCUCAGUAACCUCAAGAGAUCCAAACAGCAUAAGCCUGAAGAUAAAGGUGCACAGCUCCCUGAUGCUAUGUUUUAUCUUUGCAAUGGAGUGGCCGCACUCUCAGCCAUUCACAGCAGUCAGCUCGGCCUGGCGUUUUUCGACCUCACCGUUCCCUGGGUGCUCAUUCCAGGAGCCAUCAUCCAGGCUUACGUCAGUCGACUGCAGGUUCAAGGUGGCCAGAGAUUCGGCUCUGUUGUGCCCUCCUUUUAUGUGGCUAUUUGGGCAACUUGGAGCUGGUUUAGGUUUGCAGGACAUCGUUUGGAAAUAUCCACUGAGUCAGCAAAUGGGUUUGCUGCAGGGGCAAUUGCAUUUCUGGUCAUCAAUGCUUUCUUGAUUCUAGUUGCGGCCUACAGCAAUCUUGUUCUCCUGGCAUUGACCACUAUCAUGGAGGUUAUCGUAGUUUGUUUUCUCCUCUCUGCUCUUGGAAGACUGCCCUAUCAGCUAGAAGUUGCCAUGCUAGCAAUUUUCGCCAUCAUAUGUUUGUAUGGCAUGCUAGCGUCCCUUGUGAACAGUAUCUUCUCCAAGACCCUGAUACCAGUUGGACCUUCCCUUAUCAAGGACAAGAAAAAGAAGAAAUCUGAAACCAAAUUUCCAUGUUUCGUCGCCUAUUCUCGGGAAACCAGCGGCCUACUCAAGAUUGCAAAAUUACUGGAAAACAAUGGAGUGUGUGGCAUCCCUACAGACACUGUCUAUGCCUUGGCUGCUUCAUGCAAGAACCCCAGUGCAAUUGAGAAGAUCUACUCUAUCAAAGAUCGUCCUGCAGAGAAGCCAAUUUGCAUCUGCAUCUCAAGUGUGGAGCAGCUUGUGGCUGCCAAACCUCCUUUCAGUCCCCUGCUAUGGGAGUUCAUGAGAAAUGUCUACCCUGGAGGCAUCAGUUGCAUUGUCCCCAAGGGUGAUUGGCUCCUCAAACUCGGUGUGGGUCCUGCCUAUGACCGUGUGGGGACCAGAGAUAGCAUUAUGAUUAGAGUCCCUGACCACAGUGCUACUGCUCACCUGUGUGAAUUCACUGGCCCAUUGGCCAUUACAUCAGCCAAUCCCAGUGGAGAAGCUGACAGUACCCAUCAUGACAUGGUCAUCAACCGUCUUGGUCACAAGAUCGAUGGAGUCCUGUGUGAUGGUGAAUCUAAUGAGGUGGUGGCAUCUACUGUAGUGAAUUGCCUCAAAAUUGAUGAAGGAACGAUCAGCAUUCUUCGUGAAGGUUGUGUGCCUGCACUGAAAGUGAGGCAGAUUUUUGAACGAGUGAAAAGCAACAUGUUGUAGGAUUACUGCCAACGUCAACUUUCUUUAAUUUGAAGGAUAUUAAAUAUGAAGGGAAUAAUUUGGAAUGACUUGACAUGUAUACGAACCAGUGUUGAUAUCACUUUACUACACUAUCAGUUAUUCUGAGCAAGAAGUAUCAACAUGAAACCAUGUUAAAGUGAGCAUUAUUUAAGCUUAUAUUAAGUGAGCAUUAGCUACAAAAACCUGUUACUGUACUGCUGUGUAAAUCUAUUGUAUGUUUGCCAAUGCUUUUGAAGGAUAUCUUUGAAUACCGAUUUAAUUUAUUGCUAUUUAUACUCUUUCAGUGAAUCGUGUCUUUGUUGAUCAAGAGUAAACACAAAGAAACACAAAGAAAUCAAUUCAGCCAGUGAAUGAAUAUGUAUUUAAAGAUUACCAUUGCACAGUAUGCUUGUAUUUGUAUAUUGUGAACUGAGAAACUGUGUAUAAGUGAUCUGAUGCUUUAUAAUUGUCUAAUAAAAGCCUGACUAUUUGACAAAUUAA
Molecule: messenger RNA, 3269 nt
Organism: Puntigrus tetrazona (Sumatra barb)
Lineage: Eukaryota; Metazoa; Chordata; Actinopteri; Cypriniformes; Cyprinidae
Exons: 11
Coding region: 909-2768 (619 amino acids)
Biological process (GO): regulation of translational fidelity
Cellular component (GO): cytoplasm
Molecular function (GO): nucleotidyltransferase activity; tRNA binding; double-stranded RNA binding
Source: RefSeq, a predicted model, not a curated record